This is a messenger RNA of Pyricularia grisea, 1578 nucleotides long. RefSeq lists its product as uncharacterized. Bases 1 to 1578 code for a protein of 525 amino acids. Gene Ontology annotation, biological process: RNA (guanine-N7)-methylation. The record is from RefSeq and is a predicted model, not a curated record. Gene Ontology annotation, molecular function: protein binding; tRNA (guanine(46)-N7)-methyltransferase activity. Lineage: Eukaryota; Fungi; Ascomycota; Sordariomycetes; Magnaporthales; Pyriculariaceae. Gene Ontology annotation, cellular component: nucleus; tRNA methyltransferase complex; cytosol. The transcript is spliced from 2 exons.
AUGCAGCUGCCUUUCCAGCGAAUUUUGGUCUGCGGAGAGGUCCUCUUCUGCGCUCAAGGCGGGACCAUCCACGCUUUCAAUACCAAGGACCACUCAUAUCUGGGAAAAUGGGAUCAUCCUGAUUCUGCAAAAGAGGCAGAAGCUCAGAAGAACUUUCCAGCGCAGGAGACUCCCAAGCAAGCACCUGAGGAUGCCAAUGAUGCAGAGGAGGCCAUCGAGGAAGGACCACCCUCAAAACGGGUAAAGCUGGACCCCAAAGCCAGCACUUUGGCUGAUACUGCUGCAACCGGGUCGCCAGCUUCAGAGAAUGGGACAGGAGCAGAGAGCACGAACGGGAAAGGAAAGGGUAGGCCCAAAAAGGGAUCGAGAAUGGCCGCCCCUAUACCAUCUGAUCUUCCCUGGAUUGCUAUCCUAGUUGCGACAAGCGAUGGUCGGCAUCUGGUCGCAGUGUCAGGCCAUGACAAGACCAUCUGGACGUUCUCGCACGACGGUUCAGGGAACCUGGUGGAGCUGAGCAAGCGCUCGAUGCCAAAGCGGCCAUGUGCCGUGGCGAUAACCGCCGAUAACCAGACAAUCAUCUCGGGCGACAAGUUCGGUGAUGUUUUUGCCCUGCCGCUCAUCGAGUCCGACACACCCAUUGCUGUAACUACUCUCGUUUCCCGCUCGGAGAAGAGGAAGGCCUCCUUCAAACCCGAGGCAGACGAGACGACCGUCCACUCGAUGCGGAACCUGCGCGCCCUGGCGAACCAGAAACUACACCUGGAACAGCACAAGAAGAACCCGGCCGAAGCCGAAGAUGCAGAUGCCAGCGGGCCGGCGUUCGACCAUGCCCUUCUCCUUGGCCAUGUAUCGAUGCUGACUGCACUUGCCCUGAGCAGUCGUCCGUCCCCUUCCGAUCCCAGCAUCAUCAGGCCUUACAUCAUCACGGGCGACCGGGACGAACACAUUCGUGUCUCGCGUGGCAUUCCGCAGUCCCACGUGAUUGAGAACUUCUGCCUCGGUCACGAGAACUUCGUCAGCGACUUGUGCAUACCGACCGUACAGCCGGAGCGUCUCUUGAUCUCGGGAGGUGGCGACGCUGAUCUUUUCCUGUGGGACUGGCCGAGCGGCAAGGUACUGGAUAGGCAGAACCUGCUUCAGCAUGUGCAGUCGUAUGAUAGCGCGGCAACAACCUUGGCAGUUUCAAAGAUUAUUUCGUUUGACAAGCUCCAGGGUGAAAUGCAGACACAUCACAUGGUGGCUGUGAUUUGCGAACGGCAAACUGUUUUCCUCCCGGCAAACCCGCUUGAUGUUGGCAGCAAAGACGGUGAUCUAAUCAUCGCGUUGGACACGACUUCCGAAACCUCCCGGGUAUCUUCGGAAUAUGGAGAUAUUAUGGGAGCCAACACUUGUCUUGUACAUCUUGGUGAAGAGGGGCAAUGGUUGGUCAAAUCAUUUUCUGUGCAACCUGAUCGAAGCCUCAUGCGCGAUAUUACGAAAGAUGACCUCCACAGGGCAUUAUAUCCAAUCGAGAGCUUGAGGAAAGCUCCCAUCGAGGAACGGGAAGAAGAACCUGAGACUACGGAGAAAACGGACUAG